AUGAACUAUAUCGAGUACGGCCUAAGCUGCAUCUUUGCGAGCGCCAAAGGACGCGACGCGAAACUCUUCACCAAGAGCCCCGCCUUCGCACAGCAUGCGACCGCCACCAUCGCCCUUUCAUGCCCCGAUGCAGGCCUGUCUGGAUCGCAAAUGCACAAAGAGCUCUCCGCAGAAGGCGCAGGGCAUUUUCCCACCUUGCAGUGGCCUGAAGCGUCAGCCGAGACUAAGCAAUACUUGCUCAUCAGCGAGGAUCCCGAUGCGCCUCUUCCCAGUCCCAUAAUUCACGGUCUUUACUAUGGGAUUCCAUCUUCUGCGACAGGUGUCAGUAAUGCCGAUUUCGAAAAAGCCAAGGAACCCUACACUCUCAAGGGUGGAUUCAAGUAUGGCAAGAAUCGCCGUGGGACGGUCUAUAUCCCUCCUCGUCCUCUGCUUGGCCACGGGCCCCACCGUUACUUCUUUACUUUGAUCGCCCUUAAUGAGGUGAUAGAUGUAAGCAAUCUCAGUGAACUGCCUACGGCUGAUGAGAUGGCUGCUGCUAUUAAUGGGAAGGUUCUUGGUUGGGGAGAGUGGAUCGGAGUCUACGAGAGGAAGUGGGAGUGA
Molecule: messenger RNA, 600 nt
Organism: Penicillium atrosanguineum
Lineage: Eukaryota; Fungi; Ascomycota; Eurotiomycetes; Eurotiales; Aspergillaceae
Product: YbhB/YbcL family Raf kinase inhibitor-like protein
Exons: 1
Coding region: 1-600 (199 amino acids)
Source: RefSeq, a predicted model, not a curated record